Molecule: messenger RNA, 1182 nt
Organism: Solanum lycopersicum (tomato)
Lineage: Eukaryota; Viridiplantae; Streptophyta; Magnoliopsida; Solanales; Solanaceae
Product: cyclin-D5-1-like
Biological process (GO): mitotic cell cycle phase transition; regulation of cyclin-dependent protein serine/threonine kinase activity
Cellular component (GO): nucleus; cytoplasm; cyclin-dependent protein kinase holoenzyme complex
Molecular function (GO): cyclin-dependent protein serine/threonine kinase regulator activity
Source: RefSeq, a predicted model, not a curated record
UCUUUUAAUUUUGCCAUAUAAUCAUAAAAUCACCCAAAUAACUCCAAAAAAAAAGGCACUUAUGCUCUGUUUUUCAAUGUGUUAAAUCCCCUGUUUUUAAGAAGAAAAAAUUGAAUCCCCUGUUUAUAGAGGUCAGAAACUCCAGUCCACAUUUCAAGAUUUGCUCUAUAUAAACACAAAAUUCGCCAAGAAAUAACUCAAAAUCAAAAGAAAAAUGGCAGAAGAAGAUUGGGGUGAUAUUUUCACAAAUCUUCGAAUGAGUGCAUGUCGAGGACGUCUUCAACUAUUCGCCAGGCAAUUUUUUGCAGAAAAAAAAAUUGAUAUUGGAGAAGAUAACGAAGAUUACGUCGAAAACAUGCUUAAAGAAGAAGAGAAAAUCGCCAUUGCUGGACUCACUAACACACUUCCAUUAAGAACACUCAGCCUUCCAUGGCUUCCUAAAGCUCGCCGUACUGCAAUCUACAACAUUGUUUUCUUUGGAGGAAGUCUUGGAGUCAGAAAAAUCACAAUUUACGCAGCAGUAAUUUACGUUGAUAGGUUUCUUUCGUUAGUGCCAAAAAAACGAAAAAUAUUGCGGAUUGCGGUGUUACUUGCAUAUGCAUGUUUAUAUUUGGCUUUUGAGGAACAUGAAGAUUAUAGAGGAUUAUUAGUAUCUGUGGACAGUCGAAGUUAUACAGAAAGCAUAAUGAAUUUAAAGUCCAGUGUGGUUACACAAUUUGGAGGGAUAGUGAAUUUUGUUACUCCAAUUCAGUUUAUCAAAUUUUUCUUGUCAAAGUUAUGUAAAGAUUUUUCAAGAAAAGAGUAUGCAAGAAUCAAGACUGUUGAAGUCAUCAUGAGUACAAUUGGAGAUGUGAGGUUAAUGAGUGUUAGAGCAUUUGUAGUAGGAGCAGCAGCAACAUUAUUAGCAUCAAAUCCAAAUAUAUUGACACAUGAAAUGAUAAAGGAGGAGAUUAAUGCCUUGCCUAAAAAAUGGAUGAUUCCAAUUGAUGAGAUGUGCUCUUGCUAUGAUCGUUUGCUGGAGACCAAUAGGCACAGACUUGACAUAAGUUGAUAAUUUGGACUGUAAUUUGUUGUUUUAUGUAAUAUUUUGGACACAAACGGAAAUAUUAUGACAUAGUUACUAUUUUGGACUGUAUAUUGUGUAAUACUCUCUAAGUUAAUUCACAUGUUAUUGUUAUUGUU